AUGGACCCUCUUUCGAUUGCCGCGUUUACGCUUCAGAUGGCCAGCAUAGCCGGCAAGAUCAUCGAGGGCACCGGCAAGUUCGUUGCAGAAGCCAGAGCGGUCCGUUCGAACAUCGACGAGUUCAAAGACACCAUCAGUAACCUACACGCUGCUCUACAUAACGUAGCCCGAACUUUCAAACAGCACCCACACCAGCUUCCCUUCGAGAGAGAGCACCAUCAAGACAUUUACCGCAUCCUGAAAUCAUGCAAAAGUUCGCUCGACAGGUUGUAUGCGGAGCUGCCAGAGCUGGCAAAAGACCCGGGGCCGCUUGACAAAGCUACAGCAAGCUUUGUCAUGACUUUGAGGUCGAAUGUCAUUCGAGAUUCAGUUUCACACAUAAGCUCGUACACUCAAGUCCUUCAACUCAGUCUAACGACUCUAACACUGGGCUCAUCAUGGUCCCAACAAAAAUCCCAGGAACAGAUUCACAAAGAAAUUAGAGAGCUGACCAACGCUAUCCGGUCUGCAAAUCUUCUAUCGCGGGCUAGUAUAGGCCACAGACGUCUUUUGACUGAGUGGGACGAUGAUAUCGAAACUAGAGUCGAAGACUCUGUGUCAGUGACCAAGGAGAUUCAGGCUUGGCGGAUGUCGGCCGACGAGGUCGCAGCUGCGGUCACACUCCAAGACGCGGACCGACGCAAGUCUUUUCUGUCCUUUGGCCCUUCGUUUUCCAAAUUGUCCCUAGAUAACGACAUCGGACCAUCACCAGCGACACUCGGGGACGUCGAAUCAGAUGACUGGGAUCCCGAGCCCGAUCAUCCCGAUGGUCCAAGUAAAGACAUCUUGAGCCAUCAGUACGACGCGAACCAGGAAAUCGUCAAUCGCCUGGUGAACUGCGGCAUCUUCCUACGGGCGUCGCUGUACCAGAAGAGGGGCAUAGAGAUCCGUGAACAGCUGAGCCGCCCUGGCUACGACCUCGAGUUCAGCUUCGCAGAGCAAGCUGCUAUGAAAGAGAAACUGGCCGAUAUCAUUUUGAGAAGUGAGACAGAAGAGGGGACCCUAGAGGCGAAAACCAUACUUCAGAAGCUCUUACAAGAAGAGGUCAAGCAGCCUGAGGAGUUCAGAGAUGUAGAGAGGCGUAGCCGCCUGUAUCACGAUCUUGGAUGCCUCUACAUCAAACUUGGAAACCUCAAGCAGGCCAAGACAUUUCUCAGUCGGGCUCUUGAGGGUCGAAAGACCCAGGAUCCUAUGCCAGUCAACUUGGUACAAGAAACGGCUGACUUGUACAUCAAAGCCUUGCAACUUGACGGAGCUCUCGAUGAAGCACGAGGGGUGGAAGUCUGGGUAAACACCACCGUCAUACCCUUGACGAGUCGCCCAGCAUCACCUCCAGAGUCAGAAGACAUUCCGGGCCCCAGAAGACCGUCGUCAAUAGGAGAACUGUCUCAGGCCUUGGCCUGGUGUCGAAAAAACGGCUUCGACAUCGACACGUCGAGCGGUUUUCGGUUUGAAACUUGCGAUUUCAUAAGUCGUACAUCGCCGCUCCACAAAGCCAUUCAAGAUGAGAAUGUCGAUGUUCUGAGGCAGAUGGUAGGGCAUGUUGCCAGUCUCGAAACUGGCGGCAACCUUGGUAUCCCGACGCCGCUGCUAUUUGCGGCGUCAACGAAAAACCGCGAUAGUGUUGGCCUGCUGUUGCGAAACGGUGCUCGAGCCGACGUCCGUGACAGCACCGGGAUGAGUCCACUACAUCGGUGCCAAAGCAAUUCGGGGGGUGUCAACGUGGCUAAGCUCCUACUCAACAAUACUCCUAUUUUGCUGGACGGCAUCGACAACUCGGGCAAGACGGCUCUAUUCAUGGCUUGCGAGAUGGGGAACGAGAAGAUGGUUCGUUUUCUUUUAGAAGAGGGAGCCGACACCAACAUCUGCCAUCAGACAAGGCGAGGGCCGAUGUUGUCUCCCUACGCAAGUUACACCAACGUGUGUACCCCGUUGCUCGCCGCGAUCCAGGUUGUCGCGAGAAGCUCGCGCAAGAUUGGGAUGAUCAAGGACCUGCUAUCCCACAGAGCGGACCCUCGCCUCACUGAUGCCAAUGGCACAAACGCUAUUCAAGCAGCCAACAACGCUGGGUUGGCUGGAUCCGAGAUCAAGCGGCUCCUGCAGGAGCAUGGGUCGGCAUUUCCUCCACUGUCUAGUGAUGCGUCUUCGUCGACAACCAUUUUUACCAGAUCCUCAACUUCAAGUGACAAUGGCCCGCAUCCAUCGGGCCGGCGGAGUAAUCUCAUGAGAUUUUGGAGUAAGUCGGAGUCGUCCCAUUCGGGGAUCGAGUCCGCUGCAGAGGAGGGAGUAAAUGAGUAA
Colletotrichum higginsianum IMI 349063 is the source of this 2337-nucleotide messenger RNA. Its product is annotated as Ankyrin repeat protein. Gene Ontology annotation, molecular function: protein binding. The record is from RefSeq and is a predicted model, not a curated record. Lineage: Eukaryota; Fungi; Ascomycota; Sordariomycetes; Glomerellales; Glomerellaceae. Bases 1 to 2337 code for a protein of 778 amino acids. The transcript is spliced from 2 exons.